UUUAUGCUAGAUUUGCAAGUAUGUUAUCAGUCAUUACAAUUGCAAUCUCUCUUUGUAUCUCGGUUUUCUUACUAUAUGCAAUGUUUUCAGGACAUCACAAAAGCAAGAAAGAUACCGAAGCGUGCUUUGCCUAUUAUUUGCUUCAGAGAAGUCAGCCCCCCAUUGUCGGAUGCUUCAAACACUUCCAUUAUAGAUUCAGGGGGGAAGAGUUAUGGCUGUUCUGAAAAUGCGAGUGCUGCAGGAACGUAUUACGAUGCUGUGCCUCGAAGCCUUAUUGUUAGCAAUGACAACUUAUCUACUCAGACGGAUACACUUCUUCUAACAUUUCCCAAGCAGCCUCUUUGGACAAAUGUGUACAUUCAAAACCAUGCUAAGGCUUUGGUUCCUUUGUUUUGGAGCCGUGUACAGGUUAUAUAUCUCUGAGUAUAUGCUUCCACGGUUAUGCAGAUUAUUAUUUCUCUGAUUUCUGUUCUCAUAUGGAUCAUGCAGCUUGAGUGUUUUUUGACCUGGACUUCUUGAGUUGCCUUUUUUUUUUUUGGUUAUAAUCAAUGCCAUCUUUCUAUUAAUGGGAA
Messenger RNA from Cucumis melo (muskmelon), 572 nucleotides. RefSeq lists its product as uncharacterized. The transcript is spliced from 2 exons. Bases 4 to 423 code for a protein of 139 amino acids. The record is from RefSeq and is a predicted model, not a curated record. NCBI's taxonomy places the organism in Eukaryota, Viridiplantae, Streptophyta, Magnoliopsida, Cucurbitales, Cucurbitaceae.